Babesia bigemina is the source of this 393-nucleotide messenger RNA. Its product is annotated as signal recognition particle SRP19 subunit, putative. Gene Ontology annotation, biological process: SRP-dependent cotranslational protein targeting to membrane, signal sequence recognition; SRP-dependent cotranslational protein targeting to membrane. The transcript is spliced from 3 exons. Bases 1 to 393 code for a protein of 130 amino acids. NCBI's taxonomy places the organism in Eukaryota, Apicomplexa, Aconoidasida, Piroplasmida, Babesiidae. The record is from RefSeq and is a predicted model, not a curated record. Gene Ontology annotation, molecular function: 7S RNA binding. Gene Ontology annotation, cellular component: signal recognition particle, endoplasmic reticulum targeting.
AUGGCGGCGCCACCGUCGUCGGAUAGUGCGUCUACGUGGUCUGUGAUUUACCCUACAUAUUUCGACAAGAAAGCGACCAUCAGCGGCGGGCGACGCGUCAGUUUGCCGCUCGCAGUGGAGAAUCCCCGCGUCGAGGAUAUCCGCGCCGUUUGCGAGAAGCUGAAAGUGCCCUAUGUGUUAGAGGCGAACAAGGCAUAUCCGCGUGAUUUUAUGAACCCGGGCCGGAUCCGCGUGUACUUCCUGCAUCCCAAUGCCGAGUCGAAGGCUCUUACAAAGUGCGCCUUCAUUUACGAGAUCGCACCACUGAUAGCGCAACUGAAGCUGCGCCAACAGGCCGAGGCCACCGCAGCAUCUGCCAGCAGCAGCAAGGCGGGAAAGAAGAAGCGGCGGUGA